Molecule: messenger RNA, 165 nt
Organism: Histoplasma mississippiense
Lineage: Eukaryota; Fungi; Ascomycota; Eurotiomycetes; Onygenales; Ajellomycetaceae
Exons: 3
Coding region: 1-165 (54 amino acids)
Source: RefSeq, a predicted model, not a curated record
AUGUUCGAUUCGAUGUUCAUGCCCUAUAUCAACGGUGUCGUCACGCUCCUAGGAGCAUCAGCAAAACGAGAAAGAAUGCAAGUGAUUAAGCAACCCCACUUAGAGAAGCUAUUCCGACGUAAACAUUCUCGCAUCGAGGGCUUCGUCGAUUUGGACGAAGAGUAA